AUGGCCACCAACGGCUCCAAUGGUGUCCCGCACCAGAAACCCUCUCUGCCUCCUGUGUACAUUGUCGCCGCUGCACGAACACCGGUGGGCAUGUUUCUUGGUUCCCUGGCCUCGCUGACCGCACCCCAACUCGGUUCCCAUGCUAUCAAGUCUGCCCUUGAACGAGUGCCCGAGAUCAAGCCUCAGGACGUACAAGAGGUCUUCUUCGGUAACGUUCUCUCUGCAAACCUUGGUCAAAACCCUGCCCGACAGUGCGCCCUCGGAGCUGGCCUCGACGACUCAACUGUCUGCACAACGGUUAACAAAGUGUGCGCGUCGAGUGUCAAAGCUAUUGUCCUUGGAGCUCAGACUAUCAUGACUGGUAACGCCGACAUCGUUGUGGCUGGCGGUGCUGAGUCGAUGUCUAACUGUCCCCAUUACCUUCCCAACAUGCGCACGGGGGCGAAAUUUGGGAAUCAAUCACUGGUCGACGGAGUGCUAAGAGACGGUCUGACCGAUGCAUAUGGGAAGCAAGAACAUAUGGGUCUACAAGGAGAAGAGUGUGCUCAAGACCAUGGCUUCAACCGAGAACAGCAAGAUGACUACGCCAUCCAGUCAUACCAACGGGCACAGGCAUCCCAGAAAGAAGGGCUGUUUGACUUUGAAAUUGCGCCCAUCCAACUUCCAGGAGCACGAGGAAAGCCGGGCGUUACAGUGGACAAGGAUGACGAGCCAAAGAACCUCAACGUUGACAAGCUGCGCUCAAUAAGGCCUGCUUUCAUUCCCGACAAGGGUACUGUCACUGCGCCCAAUGCAUCGCCCCUUAGCGAUGGCGGUGCAGCUGUUGUGUUGGUCUCGGAAGCCAAGCUCCAAGAACUUAACAUCAAGCCCCUGGCAAAAAUCCUAGGUUGGGGUGAGGCUGCUCACGAGCCCAGCAAAUUCACUACUGCUCCGGCCCUGGCAAUUCCUAAGGCCCUCAAGCAUGCCGGUGUCUCACAAGAUCAGGUUGAUGCCUUCGAGAUCAAUGAGGCUUUCAGCGUUGUCGCUCUCGCAAACAUGAAGCUUCUGGGGUUGAGUGCAGACAAGGUCAAUGUGCACGGCGGUGCUGUUGCCAUUGGACACCCUCUGGGUGCCUCGGGCGCCAGAAUCGUCAACACGUUGCUUGGUGUUCUUAAAGCUAAGAAAGGCAAGAUUGGGUGCGCUGCCAUCUGCAAUGGCGGUGGUGGUGCCAGUGCCCUUGUUAUCGAAUCUUUGAUGUAA
Molecule: messenger RNA, 1239 nt
Organism: Exophiala spinifera
Lineage: Eukaryota; Fungi; Ascomycota; Eurotiomycetes; Chaetothyriales; Herpotrichiellaceae
Exons: 4
Coding region: 1-1239 (412 amino acids)
Biological process (GO): ergosterol biosynthetic process; fatty acid beta-oxidation
Molecular function (GO): acetyl-CoA C-acetyltransferase activity
Source: RefSeq, a predicted model, not a curated record